Molecule: messenger RNA, 6154 nt
Organism: Cebus imitator (Panamanian white-faced capuchin)
Lineage: Eukaryota; Metazoa; Chordata; Mammalia; Primates; Cebidae
Gene: GLI2
Product: GLI family zinc finger 2
Exons: 15
Coding region: 447-5162 (1571 amino acids)
Biological process (GO): smoothened signaling pathway; regulation of transcription by RNA polymerase II
Cellular component (GO): nucleus
Molecular function (GO): DNA-binding transcription factor activity, RNA polymerase II-specific; RNA polymerase II cis-regulatory region sequence-specific DNA binding
Source: RefSeq, a predicted model, not a curated record
CGCUGAUGAAUUGCAGGAGUGCCGGCGCUCGCCAGCCGAGGCAGCACGGCUCCGCGGACUUUUUUUCAAACUCCCAUCAAUGAGACUUCGAGGAGGAGCGGGCGGCGGCGGCGGUGACUGCUGGCGCGGAGGAAGGCGAGGAACCGCAGGAGGAGCCGGAGGAAAGAGCGCGGGCCGCGCGGCAAGCCGAAGCCUCGGGGAGCCGCCUGCUCGCCGGCGGUAGGGGCUGCGGGGCGCCCGCCAGCCCCUCGGUCCCCUCUCCCGCCUGGCCCGCCGCACCCCCGCUGGCCGGAGCCCCGGCACCAGGCAGCCAGCCGAGGGUCGCCGCGCCAGCCAAGGUGGGAUGGGGGCCCACCGCCACCGCCCGGAGCCCGAGAGGCCACCUGCGUGCUAGAGGCAAACUUUUGUCUCCCUCGGGUUACCACCCAGGACGAUGAGCGGCUGAGAUGGAGACAUCUGCCUCAGCCACGGCCUCCGAGAAGCAAGAAGCCAAAAGUGGGAUCCUGGAGGCUGCAGGCUUCCCCGACCCGGGCAAAAAGGCCUCUCCUCUGGUGGUGGCCGCAGCGGCAGCAGCGGUGGCUGCCCAAGGAGUGCCGCAGCACCUCUUGCCACCGUUCCAUGCGCCCCUACCCAUUGACAUGCGACAUCAGGAGGGAAGGUACCAUUACGAGCCUCAUUCUGUCCACGGCGUGCACGGGCCCCCCACCCUGAGCGGCAGCCCUGUCAUCUCUGACAUCUCCUUGAUCCGGCUUUCCCCACACCCGGCUGGCCCUGGGGACUCCCCCUUCAACGCCCCCCACCCAUAUGUGAACCCCCACAUGGAGCACUACCUCCGUUCCGUGCACAGCAGCCCCACGCUCUCCAUGAUCUCUGCAGCCAGGGGCCUCAGCCCCGCUGACGUGGCCCAGGAGCACCUUAAGGAGAGGGGUCUGUUUGGCCUCCCUGCUCCAGGGACCACCCCCUCAGACUAUUACCACCAGAUGACCCUCGUGGCGGGCCACCCCGCACCUUAUGGGGACCUGCUGAUGCAGAGCGGGGGUGCUGCCAGCGCACCCCAUCUCCACGACUACCUCAACCCAGUGGACGUGUCCCGUUUCUCCAGCCCUCGGGUGACGCCCCGCCUGAGCCGCAAGCGGGCGCUGUCCAUCUCCCCGCUCUCAGACGCCAGCCUGGACCUGCAGCGGAUGAUCCGCACCUCACCCAACUCGCUGGUGGCCUACAUCAACAAUUCCCGCAGCAGUUCAGCGGCCAGCGGCUCCUAUGGGCACCUGUCGGCGGGCACCCUCAGCCCAGCCUUCACCUUCCCCCACCCCAUCAACCCCGUGGCUUACCAGCAGAUUCUGAGCCAGCAGAGGGGUCUGGGGUCAGCCUUUGGACACACACCACCCCUGAUCCAGCCCUCACCCACCUUCCUGGCUCAGCAGCCCAUGGCCCUCACCUCCGUCAAUGCCACGCCCACCCAGCUCAGCAGCAGCAGCAACUGCCUGAGUGACGCCAACCAGAACAAGCAGAGCAGUGAGUCGGCUGUGAGCAGCACCAUCAACCCCGUCGCCAUUCACAAGCGCAGCAAGGUCAAGACCGAGCCUGAGGGCCUGCGGCCGGCCUCCCCUCUGGCACUGACGCAGGAGCAGCUGGCUGACCUCAAGGAAGACCUGGACAGGGAUGACUGCAAGCAGGAGGCUGAGGUGGUCAUCUAUGAGACCAACUGCCACUGGGAAGACUGCACCAAGGAGUACGACACCCAGGAGCAGCUGGUGCAUCACAUCAACAAUGAGCACAUCCACGGGGAGAAGAAGGAGUUUGUGUGCCGCUGGCAGGCCUGCACGCGGGAGCAGAAGCCCUUCAAGGCACAGUACAUGCUGGUGGUGCACAUGCGGCGGCACACAGGCGAGAAGCCCCACAAGUGCACGUUCGAGGGCUGCUCGAAGGCCUACUCACGCCUGGAGAACCUGAAGACGCACCUGCGCUCCCACACCGGGGAGAAGCCGUACGUGUGUGAGCACGAGGGCUGCAACAAGGCCUUCUCCAACGCCUCGGACCGCGCCAAGCACCAGAACCGCACCCACUCCAACGAGAAACCCUACAUCUGCAAGAUCCCAGGCUGCACCAAGAGAUACACAGACCCCAGCUCUCUCCGGAAGCAUGUGAAAACGGUCCAUGGCCCAGAUGCCCACGUCACCAAGAAGCAGCGCAACGACGUGCACCUCCGCACACCGCUGCUCAAAGAGAACGGGGACAGUGAGGCCGGCGCCGAGCCUGGCAGCCGUGGUUCUGAGGACAGCGCCGAGGCCAGCAGCACCAGCCAGGCUGUGGAGGACUGCCUGCACGUCCGAGCCAUCAAGACCGAGAGCUCCGGGCUGUGUCAGUCCAGCCCCGGGGCCCAGUCGUCCUGCAGCAGCGAGCCCUCUCCCCUGGGCAGUGCCCCCAACAAUGACAGUGGCGUGGAGAUGCCGGGGACGGGUCCCGGGAGCCUGGGAGACCUGACGGCGCUGGAUGACACACCUCCAGGGGCCGACACCUCAGCCCUGGCUGUCCCCUCCACCGGUGGCCUCCAGCUGCGCAAACACAUGACCACCAUGCACAGAUUUGAGCAGCUCAAGAAGGAGAAGCUCAAGUCACUCAAGGAUUCCUGCUCAUGGGCCGGGCCGACUCCACACACGCGGAACACCAAGCUGCCUCCCCUCCCGGGAAGUGGCUCCAUCCUGGAAAACUUCAGCGGCAGUGGGGGCGGCGAGCCCUCGGGACUGCUGCCCAACCCGCGACUGUCGGAGCUGUCCGCGAGCGAGGUGACCAUGCUGAGCCAGCUGCAGGAGCGCCGCGACAGCUCCACUAGCACUGUCAGCUCGGCCUACACCGUGAGCCGCCGCUCCUCCGGCAUCUCCCCCUACUUCUCCAGCCGCCGCUCCAGCGAGGCCUCGCCCCUGGGCGCUGGCCGCCCGCACAAUGCCAGCUCCGCAGACUCCUACGACCCCAUCUCCACAGACGCGUCGCGGCGCUCGAGCGAAGCCAGCCAGUGCAGCGGCGGCUCCGGGCUGCUCAACCUCACGCCCGCGCAGCAGUACAGCCUGCGGGCCAAGUACGCAGCGGCCACCGGCGGCCCCCCGCCCACCCCGCUGCCCGGGCUGGAGCGCAUGAGCCUGCGGACCAGGCUGGCGCUGCUGGAUGCGCCAGAGCGCACUCUGCCCCCCGGCUGCCCACGCCCGCUGGGGCCGCGGCGUGGCAGCGAUGGGCCGACCUAUGGCCACGGCCACGCAGGGGUCGCACCCGCCUUCCCUCACGAGGCUCCGGGCGGCGGCGCCAGGCGGGCCAGCGACCCUGUGCGGCGGCCCGGUGCCCUGGCCCUGCCGCGGGUGCAGCGCUUCCACAGCGCCCACAACGUAAACCCUGGCCCGCUGCCGCCCUGUGCCGACAGGCGAGGCCUCCGCCUGCAGAGCCACCCUAGCACCGACGGCGGCCUGGCUCGCGGCACCUACUCGCCCCGGCCGCCCAGCAUCAGUGAGAACAUGGUGAUGGAGGCCGUGGCGGCAGGAGCGGACAGCGCGGGGCCCGAGGCCGACCUGGGGCUGCCGGAGGACGACCUGGUGCUGCCCGACGACGUGGUGCAGUAUAUCAAGGCGCACGCCAGUGGCGCUCUGGAUGAAGGUGCCGGGCAGGCGUAUCCCACGGAAAGCACUGGCUUCUCUGACAACCCCAAACUGCCCAGCCCUGGGCUGCACGGCCAGCGGAGGAUGGUGGCUGCGGACUCCAACGUCAGCGCCUCCAUCCCUGUGCCGGGAGGAUGCCAGCUGGGCUUUGGGGCGCCCUCCAGCCUGAACAAAAAUAACAUGCCUGUGCAGUGGAACGAGGUGAGCUCCGGCACGGUGGACGCCCUGGCCAGCCAGGUGAAGCCUCCACCCUUUCCUCAGGGCAACCUGGCCGUGGUGCAGCAGAAGCCAGCCUUUGGCCAGUACCCAGGCUACAGUCCACAAGGCCUACAGGCGAGUCCUGGGGGCCUGGACAGCACGCAGCCACACCUGCAGCCCCGCAGCGGAGCCCCUUCCCAGGGCAUGCCCAGGGUAAACUACAUGCAGCAGCUGCGACAGCCAGCGGCAGCCAGCCAGUGUUCUGGCGUGACUACCACUAUGAGCCCCCAUGCCUGCUACGGCCAAGCCCACCCCCAACUGAGCCCCAGCACCAUCAGCGGGGCCCUCAGCCAGUUCGCCCCAUCCUGCAGCAGCAUGCCAGCCAAACCAGGCCAUCUGGGACACACACAGCAGACGGAAGUUGCACCUGAUCCCACCAUGAUGGACAACCGCCACAGGGAGCUUGGGGUCCUCAAUUCAGCCCUGGCUGGAGUGCCACCACCUCACCCAGUCCAGAGCUACCCACAGCAGAGCCAUCACCUGGCAGCCCCCAUGAGCCAGGAGGGCUACCACCAGGUCCCCAGCCUUCUGCCUGCCCGCCAGCCUGGCUUCAUGGAGCCCCAGCCAGGCCCAAUGGGAGUGGCUACAGCAGGCUUUGGCCUAGUGCAGCCCCGGCCUCCGCCCGAGCCCAGCCCCGCUGGCCGCCACCGUGGGGUACGUGCUACACAGCAGCAGCUGGCCUAUGCCAGGGCCACAGGCCAUGCCAUGGCUGCCAUGCCGUCCAGUCAGGAGACAGCAGAGGCUGUGCCCAAGGGAGCAAUGGGCACCAUGGGGUCGGUGCCUCCCCAGCCACCUCCGCCGGACUCAGGGGGGCCCCUGGACCACAGCAUGCUCUACUACUAUGGCCAGAUCCACAUGUACGAACAGGAUGGAGGCCUGGAGAACCUCGGGGGCUGCCAAGUCAUGCGGUCCCAGCCACCACAGCCACAGGCCUGCCCAAACAACAUCCAGCCCCAGCCCUUGCCCUCACCAGGGGUCAACCAAGUGUCCAGUACGGUGGACUCCCAGCUCCUGGAGGCCCCCCAGAUUGACUUCGAUGCCAUCAUGGAUGAUGGCGAUCACUCGAGUUUGUUCUCAGGUGCUCUGAGCCCCAGCCUCCUCCACAAUCUCUCCCAGAACUCCUCCCGCCUCACCACUCCCCGAAACUCCCUGACCCUGCCCUCCAUCCCUGCAGGCAUCAGCAACAUGGCUGUCGGGGACAUGAGCUCCAUGCUCACCAGCCUCGCGGAGGAGAGCAAGUUCCUGAACAUGAUGACCUAGAGCCCCGAGCACCUGGCGCUGAGUGCACCUGGAGAGGUCAUCGCUGCGCAGAGCCUAGGGGUUCCAGCUGUUUUGUCUUUUUCCAAAAAAGUGUUAAAUAGGCAUGAGGGGUUGUUGCCCAAUGGCCGUUCAGACGACAGAUGAUGUAAGAGAAGGUUUAUGGGCGUCCUCUCUGGUCUUCUGGAUUAUCCCUCAGAACAAUGGAAGAAGUCUCCAUAGAACAGGAAAGAAUGCAAAACUCAUGUACACCGUGCUCUCCAGCCUUUGGUGCCUACAGGACCACUCUGCUCUGGCUUCCUCAUGGCUGACAUUUGGCUAACGAGAGAUUACUCUAGCCAAAGACUUUCCAAGGACAUGCAGAAAGAGAGUAGGGAGCAUUUGGGUUUGAAUCUGAAUGCCAUAUUAGAUAUUCUGGAAAUGUAAGCUUCUUAUUCUGCUACUUGCAAGGAGAAGGAAUUCCUGGUCCCACCUGAAUUCCUCUAUGAAGCCUAACUCUUGAGGUCUCCAAGGUCCCUUGUCAUAGAGGAAAAGCACAGAUUAUACCUGGAUGAUUCAGAAGCACAUUCUGAGUCCAGGUUUGGUAGAGCUGGCUCUUCUAACCCAUAAAGCCGAGUUUGGGACUGGCAGCCCAUCCAAGUGUAUAUGAAUGAAUAAAGUAUGUAAGUUUCACCAGAAAAAGGAAAGAAAAAAUGUACUCCUUGGGGCAAGCCCAGAAGCUGCCCUGGCCUCUCCAGACCGUGUUUACAGUGUUUGCAUGUAGAAUGUAGCCCUUCCUGAAAAGAAGACUUGUUUCUAAAUACCUCAGGGCUGCUGGAGCCGCUGUGGGUUAGGGAUCGACAAAAGUGCACUCGGGGCAGAGCCUCAGGCUGCCCUGGGGAUCUCCCAGUAGGAAGACGAAGUCAUGUGUUUACCCAAUCCUGUUUCUCCAAUGCAAUGUCCACCCAUUUACCACGAAAAACUCCACGGCCUGACAGCAGCCCAGCCUCCCCAGC